This is a messenger RNA of Erinaceus europaeus (western European hedgehog), 2224 nucleotides long. RefSeq names its product RAD9-HUS1-RAD1 interacting nuclear orphan 1 (gene RHNO1). Lineage: Eukaryota; Metazoa; Chordata; Mammalia; Eulipotyphla; Erinaceidae. Gene Ontology annotation, biological process: recombinational repair; cellular response to ionizing radiation; DNA damage checkpoint signaling. The record is from RefSeq and is a predicted model, not a curated record. Gene Ontology annotation, cellular component: chromosome; nucleus. The transcript has 4 exons. The coding region runs from base 733 to 1458 and encodes 241 amino acids.
CGUGUCUCCGCGUUCGCGGCCAGAACGUGGCGGCUCGGCGGCGGCUCGGCGGCGGCUCGGCGGCGGCUCGGCGGCGGCUCGGCGGCGGCUCGGCGGCGGCUCGGCGGCGGCUCGGCGGAGCACUGCUCAGCUCUGGCUGAUGGUGGCGCGGGGGAUUGAACCUGGGACUUUGGAGCCUCAGGCAGGAAAGCCUCUUUGCAUAAACAUGCUAUGCCUCCCAGCCCCCCGCCCUAGAUGCAUUUUCAUACAUCUGUUUGAUGUAGCGGUGCCGGGGCUCGAACCCGCGGCCUCUGGCCCCAGCUGGACCGUCCCUGCGUGGGGUUCCCGGGCAGAGAGACGGACACCCGAGGCUCUAAUGCAGGAAGCCGUGUUCAUUCUGCGGCAGACCCAGCCGGACAGGGGGCUGGGCCCCGGCACAGUGGCGCUGCCCUUUUGUACAGUUAUCAGCCUUCCAUAGUCACUCUCAGCAACCAGCUUCACAGGUGACUUUUCGAGAGUACGCCUUGUCUGAGUUAUCAGCAGACUCUUGGGCAGAAGGAGCAGAUUCUUGGGACACCUACAAGGCCACUUGGCUGACAGCAGGAGGAAGCCCUGUGUGUGCUGGAGGAAGGGAACAUGGCCGCCGCUGCAUUUUCCUUUCACUAAGAAGCAUGGAUUGGAACUGGUGCCUCCCUCCCAUCCCCGCUACACCCUGCAUCAUGUGGAUACUAACCCUCCAUCAGUCACCUGUUGAUGCCUCCCCCCAAAAAACGCGGCAGGAAUUCCCUGAAAGCCCAGCUGCAGUUCCAGCAACCGCCACUUGAGGGCGCCAAGCACCACUACGCAGAACCACCACUGCCUGUCACCCACACUAGGAAGGUGUCCAGCAAGCCCGUGGACCACAGCACAGCUACCUCCUGGGUGUCCCCGCAGUUUGAUGAGGUGGUAGAGAACAGGCUCCCCAUCUGCAGGAAACAGCGGCAGUGCAGAGACCAGGCAAGGCCCUCAGGGCGCAAGUCCUCGGCCUCUAGGUUCCAGCGUCUUACCUUCCAGAGCCCGCCUACCUCUCCUGCGGCAGCUGCAUCUGGGAUUCCCUGCAGCCGGGAGCUUUCCAUUCCAGCAGAAAAGGAUGCUUCUGGAAGGGUCCUGGUUCCCAUGAUCAGCCCACAGAGCUGCGGGCCGCUGUCUCAACACACACCCAGCCUGCCGCAUGUGUUCCCCCUGCCCAGCCUCCACACCCCUGGGACCUCUCCUGGGAACCCUGCCCCGCCACCCCCAGAUCCGAGGAGGACCCGCCGCCCACAUAGCUCCCAUUGCAUCGCCAUCCCCAGGAGCCCCGAGCCUGGGCCUGUGCUAGUUACAGACACCCCCGAAGAUAAAUACGGGGUGAAGGUCACCUGGCGCAGGCGACGCCACCUGCUCGCCUACCUCCAGGAGCACGGGAAGCUGAGCGAGAGCCAGUUCCUGGUGCACAGCUGACCCUCUCCCCCACACCACUGGCCGCAGGCUAAGGGAUCCCAGUUGAUUGGGGGCUCUCCCAGACUCACUUCCAUUCCACCGGUCCAGGGAAAUGGCAAUAGCACCAGUGUCAACUGCAAGAACAAGGACUCAGCUUGGGCCUUGGCCCUGGGAGGAAGUUCACGGCCUAGAUGGGCCUCUUAUAAUAUCUUGUGUCUGGCUGGAAGAGUUUUUAGUAUCGCAAACCAUUCUUGCUCAUAAAACUAUUUUAUAUAUAUAUAUAUAUAUAUAUAUAUAUUGUUUUUUUGGUCACUUUUAGUAACUCUUCACCGAGUAUGGAAAUAAAUGGUUGUAGGAAGGUUUUAGAAGUUCCAGCUUCUGACUGUCAUUGAUGCAGUGAUUCUGUCCUCGGGUUAAUCCUCUGACUGCCUCCCGUGAAUUCAUACUCAUUCAUCGCCUGAUGUCUAGCUCUGGCUACGUGUCAGGUCACUCCACGAGCUGAUGGAUGGACAGAAAUAAAACAAACGCUGACUUUCUGAGGUUGAGCUGCCACCUCUGUAGCCUGGGCUCAUCUGCUGAAAGGACAAGAUUGAGUGAAGGCGCCAGCCCUGCUGAGCUGAACUCAGCUGCCUUGGGGCAAAGAACAGUCACCUAGGUCUGCUGGGCUUUGAAAUGGUUUUUGCUUCCAACCGAAGCACUAAAUAUUAUUGGUAAAUAGCAAGGAGAAAUGCUAUCUUGCAAUAACUAUUUAGAAUGUAUGCAAAUAAAUGUUGAGGGUUUUCGUAGA